GGAAUGGCAAUGAAGAAGAUAAACCAGAAAAUAUAGAAGAGAUAGGAGCAAAGAGAGAAGUGAGCAAAAAAGCUCAGAAAAUUUUCAGGCAUGGCUGCGGCAACAUCACUGUCAUUCUUCCAUAGCACUUUAGCAUCUUCUUCUUCUUCUUCCGUGCAACAACUGUCAUUGCCGCCGAAGUUCGUCAAUUUCCGCCCACAAACCCUCCCACUCAUCCAAGCUAAGGCCCACACUCGCCGCGAAGACCGCACUGCCCGCCAUGUUCGAAUUAGGAAGAAGGUAGAAGGGACACCAGAAAGGCCAAGACUCUGCGUUUUCCGCUCCAACAAGCAUCUCUAUGUGCAAGUGAUUGAUGAUACUAAAAUGCAUACUCUUGCUGCAGCUUCUACAAUGCAGAAAGCUAUCUCAGAGAACAUCGACUAUUCUGCAGGUCCCACAGUUGAAGUGGCGCAGAAGAUAGGUGAAAUGAUUGCCAAAAGUUGUUUGGAGAAAGGAAUAACUAAGGUGGCCUUCGACCGAGGUGGUUACCCUUACCAUGGUCGUGUUAAAGCCCUCGCUGAUGCAGCCCGAGAACAUGGCCUUGUAUUCUGAAGCUAAAACUAGAUUCCCCUUUCUGUGAGAGAUUUUUCUUUUUUCCCAGUCUGUUUAGUUUCUCAGCUACUUAGCAAAGAAUUUGUAGUUGAAACGUAAAAAGUCAUUUAUUUUUGGUACACUGAAAAUGGUGUUGAGGAAGUAUCAUCGUUGUCAAUUAAUGUUCUGGUUUACUCA
Spinacia oleracea (spinach) is the source of this 768-nucleotide messenger RNA. RefSeq names its product 50S ribosomal protein L18, chloroplastic-like. Gene Ontology annotation, cellular component: ribosome. The coding region runs from base 91 to 591 and encodes 166 amino acids. Gene Ontology annotation, biological process: translation. Gene Ontology annotation, molecular function: structural constituent of ribosome; 5S rRNA binding. The record is from RefSeq and is a predicted model, not a curated record. The transcript has 3 exons. Lineage: Eukaryota; Viridiplantae; Streptophyta; Magnoliopsida; Caryophyllales; Amaranthaceae.